AUCAAAAAAGAAAUCUUUUUUUAGUAAGAGAAAAGAUAGAAGAGAAAAAUGAUAGGGCCAAGUCGUCCAUUGAUUGUCCUAUUUGGUUCUUCAAUAGUGCAAUUAAGCUACUUCCUUAAUGGUUGGGGUGCAACCCUUGCAAACUGUUAUGCUCGUAAGGCGGAUAUAUUCUUGCGUGGAUAUAUUGGUUGAAACUCAAGGAUGGCUCUUGAAAUUUACAAGAAAGUUUUUCCAAAGGAACAUUGUUGGGACAAACACAAGGAAAUUCAACCUUCUCUUGUCAUACUUUAUUUUGGUGGGAACGAUUCACAAGAUUCUGAUUUUCCUAACAGCAGCAAUGUCCCUCUUGAUGAAUAUGUUGAAAACAUGAGGAAGAUUGCACUUCAUAUCAAGGGCCUUUUAGAGAAGACUCAUCUAAUUAUGCUAAGUGCUCCUGCAGUUAAUGAGGAACUAAUUCUUAAAUUCUACGGGGAUAAUCGAGGUAGAUCAAAUGAGGUCGGUCGAAAAUAUGCAGAAGCUGGUGUUAAACUAGGCCAAGAAUUAGGCGUGCCAGUUGUCAAUUUCUUCGAAGCCCUUUAUGAAAAACCUGGUGUCUUUUGGGAUGGAAUGCAUUUAACAGCAGAAGGAAGUAAGAUUUUGUUUGAAAAAUUUCAGAAAGUAAUCAAAGAGGCAGAUUGGGAACCAACUCUAGAUUGGGACAAAAUGCCAACUGAGUAUGCUGAUAUUGGUACUGAUAUGCACCUUGAGAAGCUGAUGAAGGAGACCACUCAUAUUGGUACUGAUAUGCAACUUGAGAAGCUGAUGAAGGACACUGAAGAUAAAACUAUUGGGAUUACUGAUAGUGAUUCCCAAGAACCUAAACCCCAUGAGAUUAUCUUGGAUGCAUAAUAAAAUAAGAAUAUGUAAGAAUGUAAGACCAAGUACUAUUACUAGUCAUCAAUCCCCAUUUCCUGUUUGGUGUGUCCUAAUAAAAAUAUGCAAGAAUAAGACUAUGUACUAGUAGUAAAUUUCCAAUUUUCCUGUUUGGUGUGUCCUAAUAAACUCUUUUGCAAAAGAGUAUUAAUUAAAUGUUCCUAGGAAGGUCUUGCCUUUAUCUAGGAAUUAGGGUUUGCUUUGUUGUAAGAAAGUUUGUGAGUGUGCUUUGUAAUAAUGUAUUAUGAAAGUUAUAAAUAUUUUAAUGGAAUAAUGCAUUUG
Molecule: messenger RNA, 1194 nt
Organism: Capsicum annuum
Lineage: Eukaryota; Viridiplantae; Streptophyta; Magnoliopsida; Solanales; Solanaceae
Product: GDSL esterase/lipase CPRD49-like
Exons: 5
Coding region: 202-888 (228 amino acids)
Molecular function (GO): hydrolase activity, acting on ester bonds
Source: RefSeq, a predicted model, not a curated record